AAAGCAAAUGUUAAAGAAUAGUGAAAGUUCAUUUCCCUAAUAUCUUCAUCUGGAUUACCCACCAUUGCAAUGAGACUCUUUUGCAAGGUAAUCCUGUUGGUGACUUUAUUGGGCGCUGCUCAAGCCGGAGGACGCCCACCUCUGCCAUCCUCUGAUGCCGAAGAGUUAAAUGCCCCCCUACAGCAAGGACAGGUCUCGGUCGAAUAUAAUGAGGAACCCGAAGAACAAAAAACCGUUGAAGAUUUUGAUUGGAAUCAUGGAAGAGGACCUCCGCAUGAGGCAACGAAACAACUUCCUCUCAACUAUGGAGAUCGAAUUCCUCAAGAAAAUACUGAGAGAGACCAUGAGGCUUACGGGAAACAUGCUAAAGCAGAUACAGGAUAUUCUGGCAAGAAAGGAAGUCAUAAUUCGAAAGGUCACUGGAUAGAAACUUCAGAAGAUCAUAGAGAAACUGGAGAAGAACACCCCAAGAGAAGUUUUGAGGACAGUAAGUUACAUGGAGGUCACGAUGGUAAUCUAGGUUCCAACAAAUACAGACUAAAAACCAGGAGAAAGUAUCCUAAAAGACCCAAAUAUCCAAAUCCUUUCGAGCAAGCAUCAAAGGGACAAACACGUUCAAAUGCUUACGGAAAAAAUGAUAAAAGCUCUACCAGCGAAGGUGACGAACAACUUUUAGUAUAUCGAGAAACUCAUAAGAAUGAUAAAAUACCUGAAUUCAAAAAUUUCGACACGAGCAGCGAAAUAAAUCUUAAAAAUCGGGACCAUACUUUUCAAUUUAAUAGUAAUAAAAAUGGUGAAGAAAGUUAUGUUAAAAAAGAAGACGAAAAAGACCUAUCAGGUUUAGUUCAAACACAAGAUAAUUCUGAUCAUCGCAAUUAUAAAAAUGACAAUUUAUUUCAAUCCCAUUUACAGAAGGCAGAUCAAGCUGAAAGUCAUAGUAGCCUAGGAAAUCAAAAAACUGAAGAUGCACAUAACAGACAUUAUGGCGUAAUGAAUCUUGGACAUAGUAAUUUGCAUCAUGCAUCCAAAUAUGACCAAGAUCAUCGGAUCAAAGAUAACUAUCAUUCCGGAAUUCAUUCUCAAAAUUACGGCAAUAAUUUACAUCGUGCAUCACGACUCAAUAAUAAUAAUUUUAGCAAACAUAAUUAUGGUUAUGGUAGUGGCUCUGGUUUACAUUCUGCAAACUCACACAUUAAAAGCUCUGGAAAUAGUAAUUUGCAUCAUGCAGCUCUGUUCAGUGAAGAUCAUUUGAAUAAACACAAUUACGGUUAUGAAAAAGAUUCUGGUUUGCAUUCCGAAAAUUCUCAAUUUCAAAGUUUUGGAAAUAACUUGCAACACACAUCAGGAUUCAGUGAAAACCAUUUGAGCAAACAUAAUUAUGGUCAUGGUAGUAAUUCUGGUCAACAUUUUUUAAAUUCACAAGUUCGAAGCUCUGAAAAUAGUAAUUUGCAUCACAGAUCUGUUUUUGGUCAAGAGCAUUUGAAUAAACUAAAUCAUGGUUAUGGCAGCAAUUCCGGUCUCGAUUCUUCACAAGUUCAAAAUUCUGGGAAUAGACAUCAUACAACUGGAUAUGGGGGGCAUAAUUCCGGAUACGAAAGAGGUUCUGGUCUGCACUCAGCCAAUUCACAAGUUCAAAAUUCAGGAAAUAGUCAUUUACAUCAUACAUCUGGAAUUGGUCAAAAUCAUUUGAAUAAACAUAAAUACGGUUAUGGCAGUAAUUCUGGUCAGCAUUCUUCACAAGUUCAAAAUUCUGGGAAUAGUCAUUUACAUCAUACUUCUGGAUACGGUGGACAUAAUCACGGAUACGAAAGAGGCUCUGGACUGCGCUCUGCCAAUUCACAAGUUCAAAGCUCCGGAAAUCAUCAUAAAACCGGAUAUGAUAAAAAUCAUUUGAAUCAUCGUAGUAAUUCUGGUUUUCAAUCCGUAAAUUCACAAGUUCAAAACUUAGAAAAUAGUAACUUGCAUUCACAUAAUAAAUAUCAUACAUCCGGAUUCGGUCACGAACAUUUGAAUAAACAUAAUUACGGUAAUGAAAGAAAUUCUGGUCUCCAUUCUACAAUAUCAAAAGUUCAUAACUCUGGAAAUAAUUUACAUUAUACGUCUGGAUUAAACAGACAUGGAUCUAGAAGUAAUUCUGUUGUGAAUUCACAAGCUCAUAAUUCCAGAAACAGAAAUUUACAUCAUACAUCUAGGGCUCAUGAUCAUUUAAAUAAACAUUCAAACAGUUAUGGAGGAAAUUUCGGCUUGCAUUCCAAAGUUCAUAAUUCUGAUUUAGCAAACAGCUAUGUCGCUGCAUCGCAUACUUCAGAUUUACAAGAAACGCGUUCAGGUGGAGAUCAAUAUGGGCAAAAUAGAAAACAUAAUAUGCAAAAAAAUACUGGCUAUGAUAGAAUAGCUCAAGUAGACGUCUCUAAGGGAGUUGACGAGAAAAACUAUAGGCCUGAUUAUCAUUCACUCAAUCAUGAUAAAAAACAUAGCUAUGGCUCUAGUAAACGAGAUCAAGUACACUACAAUUCGGGAGCUCAACACAAAACUACGGGCUCUGGAGUAUUUUCUCCAAGCCACAGCGAUGUGUUUGGAGCUAACAAGAAGACUCUUAAUGAAUAUUCAAAUAAUGAACAUCACAAAAUUAUAUUUCCAAGCCACAAAGCAAACGAUGGGUACUUUUACAAUGAAAAUGAAAGUGGCAACCAUGAUAAAUACAAAAAAGAGAACGCACAAGGCAUAGGAGAAAUAACGGUUCUUGGUUACAAAACACAACCUGCAGGAAUCAAAGGUUUCAGUGACCAUCAUAAGACUUUGAGCACUCCAGGUGAACAAUUAUAUGCACAUCAUACAAAAAAAUCACUCCCUGUUUUUGAAGAAAACAAACAAAAAGUCAAAUCUUCUAUAAAAACGAACAAUCUUAACCACCCGAAGCAACCGCACUUGGUAACACACUCUGGGAAACAUAAUACGAACAGUGAAAACAGUCCUUUUUCAAAAACUGACCAAAUUCAUGAUCACUAUCAAGCUUUUGAAAGAUCACCAAACACGAAAAGUCACAAACCCAAUCAACCAAAGUACCCCCGAAUCGGAGCAUACAGUGGAAUUAAGGGUGGUUCUGAUAAAAUCAGCAGACCCCACUUCCAGUUAAGUGAACCUAGACAUGCAUCUGGAGUAAAAGGGGGAAUUUCUAAAGAUCUUAUGAAGACUAUUCCAGACUUUCCAGUCCAAUCAGAUGUCCCCAUCAUAGAACAAAAAGAAUUUCCACUUGAAAAAGAGCAAACACUUGGUCAUUGGUCAAAAAGCUCUUCCAAAAAUGCAGAACCUCAUCUCAUUAGCCAACAACCUCAAGCAGAACUAUCUUAUGAAGCACUGUUGGGAGAAGGAAAGUAUCCAGAGAAAUCAAGUGGAUACGGGUCAAGUGGAUUCGGUAAUCCUGCAACUCACAACUCAAGAAAUAAUGAGUACAAGGAAUCCAAAGCUAUGCCGUAUGAAUUUAAAUAUGAAGUAAAAGAUGAUGAUGGAGCCAACCAAUACAGAGAAGAGAAAAUGGAUGAGGGUGGUAUGCUGACAGGUCGAUACGGAUAUAAGGACCAUCACGGAAUCUACAGGCAUGUGGAGUACCAGGCUGGUAAGGAGGGUUUCAAAGUAUCCAACAUAAAGACAAAUGAACCAGGCACAAGCAAUUCAGAUCCAGCUGAUGUCCAUUUUGAAGUUCAUAGUGAACCAAUAUAUUAGAAUUAUACUAUUUAUACUAGUCUCAUAUGCACAAAGGUAAAAAGUUGUGACGGUAAGAGGUUGCUCAUCAAGCAUUGUUUGAUUACGCACAUUGUUUAGAUAUUUAUUAAAUGUUAUCUCAUGAGUUUAUGUUGUGUUUUGUAACAAAUAAAGAUGUUAGUGUCUA
Messenger RNA from Parasteatoda tepidariorum (common house spider), 3889 nucleotides. RefSeq lists its product as uncharacterized. Lineage: Eukaryota; Metazoa; Arthropoda; Arachnida; Araneae; Theridiidae. The record is from RefSeq and is a predicted model, not a curated record.